Rhizopus microsporus ATCC 52813 is the source of this 1200-nucleotide messenger RNA. RefSeq lists its product as uncharacterized. The record is from RefSeq and is a predicted model, not a curated record. Lineage: Eukaryota; Fungi; Mucoromycota; Mucoromycetes; Mucorales; Rhizopodaceae. The coding region runs from base 155 to 820 and encodes 221 amino acids. The transcript has a single exon.
GUUUGAUAUAAAUUGAUAUAAUGAACUGCCUCACUCACGUACAACCUUGAUAGAUUAUAGGGAAAGAGAAUCCUUUACGACAAGCAGUAGCUCUUCCUCAACAGAUGAUGCUUACUUUGAGAAACCAAUACGAAGCAACCUUUCAGAAGAUUCCAUGAUAAUGACUCCACCUACACCCAGUUUCCAAAAGGAACAGGAGGAAUCAUCAACUCCUGUUGAUCCCUUAAAUAACAAAACUUUAUCACAUAAACAUAGUCAUGUCUCAAUAUCGGACAUGAACGAUAUACCACUAGAAGAUAACCACGAAGAAUAUAAUCCACUUAAAAUGAUCACUACUGCACUCGUCAAUGGCGAUAGACCAGAGAUACCAGCAAGCACACCUUUGCCUACACCCCUACCUGCGAGAAAAAGCGUUGAUAACGAAUCAACUACAUCCACAACACGAUCCAUCUUCACCUCAUUUUGGUCUCCAUUUCGAUCGUCAUCAUCUACUACUUCAACACCUGCAUCAUCCAGACGGCCCUCUAAACAGCACUCUGCCCCUUUACCAGCAUCAAGUAGACCAUCUGCUCAAUUUGCUGCUCGGCAUCAAAGGCUCUCAAGAGCGACCAGUGUGAUUUCGCCACUACCAGGAUUUCAAGAAGCUCUAUUGGCUCAGAUGGAACAGCUUAAUUUGGAGAAUCACAAUGAUCCAAAAUUAAAAGUGAUGAAGAGCUUGAAACGACAGUCGAUCAGACACAGUCUGAUUGCUCAAAAUAAAGGACAGGAUGACUAUGACUGGGGUAACAUUUCUUAUGAAUACUAUAUUACAAUGGGUUGACGCAUCAUCAAUAGAUUUCUGGGCAGGAUUGAUGUGUGAUUACGAUAAUAUAAACAAAAUCAGUAAAGAAUUGAUUCAACAUGUUCGACAUGGCAUUCCACCUUCCAUACGUGGAAUGGUGUGGCAACUCAUAUCAAGGGCAAAAAAUGAAGAACUUGUUGAAAUGUACAUCAAUUUACUAAAGUUACAAAGCCCAUAUGACAAGAUGAUCCAGCGCGAUCUCGCAAGGACAUUUCCUGGUCACACUUACUUUAAAGAAAGUGAUGGACAAGGUCAGGAAGGCCUUUAUAACGUUGUGAGAGCCUACAGCUUGUAUGAUCGAGAUGUGGGUUACUGCCAAGGCUUGGCCUUUAUCGUAGGGCCCAUGUUAUUGAAUGUAA